Molecule: messenger RNA, 345 nt
Organism: Dibothriocephalus latus
Lineage: Eukaryota; Metazoa; Platyhelminthes; Cestoda; Diphyllobothriidea; Diphyllobothriidae
Source: the annotation of a GenBank genome assembly
AUGUCCUUAUUUAAUAUUAAUUGUCGACCCAACCCCGCCCUCCUUUUGCAAGCAGGUCGAUUUCUUCAAAACAGUGAGCGUUCCACGCCAACUAUUCCAGAGGAGGACGAAGAGGAGUACGACACAGCUGCCCAUCGACAACUUCAGGCACAGGGCUACCAGUUCCAGGAGGCACAAGUAAACAUGUCAACCACGCAGGAGUUGGACCAGCUCCUCGAUGAACUGCGGAUGACCAGCAUGAAUAUCAGUCCCAGUGGUCGUCCUCCCGCCCCCCAUCCCUCCUACGGGCACAGCUCACGCAGCAGCUUCAACAACAGCCAACUGAACAGCACCGCAUCUCGAUAC